Oncorhynchus masou masou (cherry salmon) is the source of this 2239-nucleotide messenger RNA. Its product is annotated as complement C1q tumor necrosis factor-related protein 4-like. NCBI's taxonomy places the organism in Eukaryota, Metazoa, Chordata, Actinopteri, Salmoniformes, Salmonidae. The record is from RefSeq and is a predicted model, not a curated record. Gene Ontology annotation, molecular function: protein binding. The transcript is spliced from 2 exons. Bases 100 to 1188 code for a protein of 362 amino acids.
GCAGGUUGAUACACACAAAGACAGUUCCUGGUGCAGAAGCUCUUUUGGAGAACUUUGAGCAUUUCUCUCCUACAGCACAGUCUACUACACAGAGGAAAGAUGACUACACCAGCUAGCAGUCUCCUGAUUGGCCUGAUGUGUCAGGUAACCUGCACGUGGGCCUUCGCUCGCCUGCCCGAGGAUGCAGAACUGCGUUCUGCCUUUUCAGUGGCACGCACCAGCAGCAUGGAGGGUGGACCAAAGAUGGUGGUGACCUUUGACAAGGAGUAUGUUAACAUCGGUGGGGACUUUGAUCCAAAGGCAGGCAUGUUCCGCUGCCGCAUCCCCGGAGCAUACUACUUCUCCUUCACAGUGGGGAAGUUCCCCAGUCGUGACCUGUCAGUCAUGCUAAUGAAGAACAGGAAUGAAGUGCAGGCCAUUGUGUAUGAUGAGAAUGCGGGAGAGGAGCGUAAGGUGCAGAGCCAAAGCGCCAUGCUGCAGCUGGACUUUGGUGACACAGUCUGGCUCCGGCUUCACGGUGAUCCCCGCUAUGCCAUCUACAGCAACACAGGUCACUACACCACCUUUAGCGGCUACCUAAUCUACCCUGACACCUACACCUUCCAAGACCGCAAGCACGAGGACCCAACUCCCAUGUAUGGAAAUGAAGCGAAUGCCAAUGACCACACCCUAACAGACCAGGAUGGGCUGGGAGAAAGGGACAACGUAGAGAAGAGAGAGGAGGUAGAGGAUAAAGAGGAGGACCAGAGGUCAGCCUUCUCCGUUGGCCGCACUCAGAGCAUCGUAGGGGUGGACCAGGGCUUCACAGAGCACCGUCCUAUCUCCUUUGACACAGACUUUGUCAACAUUGGCGCUGACUUUAAUGUCACCGAAGGUGUAUUCACCUGCCGUAUUCCAGGAGCCUACUUCUUCUCCUUCAAUGCUGGCAAGCUUCCCCACAAAACCCUGUCAAUCAAGCUGAUGAAGAACCACCUGGAGGUGCAGGCCAUGAUCUACGAUGACAGUGACACUGAGAAGGCUCUGCAGAGCCAAAGUCUGAUGCUGUCUCUGCGCCGUGGUGAUAUCGUCUGGCUUUAUAGCCACCAGCGCGAUGGCUUUGGAGCAUACAGCAACCAUGCCAAGUAUAUAACAUUCACUGGCUUCCUGGUCUAUCCAGAAAUACAAAAACUAGCCACCAAUCAGCAGUAACAGCAGAGCCGGAAGCCAUAAGGGACAGUGUCAAGAACACAGUUGGCUGUGGACCUACUACACUCAAUUAUUCUAUGUCCAGCUAAUUCUUUCAAUGGGUUUACUUUGUCAAACUUCAACUUGCAGUCUUGAAUUAAUGAAGAUGUUACUACGUGCUAGUAUUUUUGCUAUUUUCAGGAUAUGAUGUCUUAGUUAAUACUUAUCUGGAUUUUUUAACAUACCUUUAUCAAUGUCUUGAAAGGCAUUGUCAAAUAAUGGGGACACUUGUUUUGUGCCAAAUUUAGUAUUUUUCCUUAAUUUUAGAGUGAGUUUCUGAUAAGGCCAGUGUCAGAUCACAAUGAAAUAAAAUGGCAUUUUGAACCAAAAAGCAUGACCAACACUUAGAAUAAAUGUCCUCUUACAGUGCAGGGCUGUCCAUUGGACCAAUACAGACACCAUACGCAUCCUUGUUGUAGCUUGAAAUCUGCUAGUUUUGGACCUCGGGGCACCAGGCUCAUAAUUUGAUUUCUAACUUAGCAGAGUUUAAUUUAUUUCCUCAGCUGGUGACCGCUGUGGAGAAAAUGGAAUUGUCUAUAUCAUCCCUUAUGAUAAUCGUGCCGGUUUAAUUCACACACCCCGAGAGAGAAAAAUGCUGUUAAAAUUGUGCCAGACUUCAGCAAAUUACAGUCUGUUUGAGAGGUCAUUUAAACAACAUAUAAAAAAUAGCAUAUAGUCCAAUUAUAAUGUUAAUUUUACUCACCAGCAAAUACUGUAUUUUGAUUCUCCACGUCACACCCUGAUCUGUUUCACCUGUUUUAUGCUUGUCUCCAUCCCCCCACCAGGUCUCUCCCAUUUGUCCCCAUUAUCCCCUGUGUAUUUAUACAAGUGUUCUCUGUUUGUCUGUUGCCAGUUAGUCUUGUCAGCGUGUUUUUUCCCUGUUUGAGUCGCUGUUUUCUAGUCUUCCCGGUUCUGACUGCUCUGACCCUGCCUGCCGUUCUGUACCUCAUUGACUCUGCCCUGGAUUACUGACCUCUACCUGCCCCCUUGUAUAAUAAAUUUUAUGAGAACUGUA